CUGACCCGGCUCACCCACCCYGCCAAGCCUUGGGCGCGGCGUCGCCACCCGGGCCGCAGAAGCCCCCCAGCACCCACGCCAUGAAGGAGGAGGCCUUUCUCCGGCGCCGCUUCUCACUGUGUCCGCCGGCCUCCACCCCGCACAAGACCGACCCCCGGAAGCUCACACGGACCCUGCUCCUGGGCUGCGAGAAUGAGCUCAGCCCAGUCAGCCCAGGGAAGGACAUGGAGCCCAAUGGCCUGUCACUGCCAAGAGAUGAAGAGCCCCCCACCUCGGGCUCCACCGCCAAGGUGCCACCGGCAGAGAACAGACUGUGCAAUGGGUCUGACAAGGAGUGUGUGUCCCCGACGUCCAGGGCCUCCAGGAAAGAGACCCUCAAGGCGCAGAAGGAGACCUACCGAAAGGAGAAGAAGCGCGCGACGAAGCAGCUCUUCAGUGCCCUCACAGAUCCCAGCGUGGUCAUCAUGGCCGACAGCCUCAAGAUCCGUGGGACCCUGAAGAGCUGGACCAAGCUGUGGUGCGUGCUGAAGCCUGGGGUGCUGCUCAUCUACAAGACGCCCAAGGUGGGCCAGUGGGUGGGCACCGUGCUGCUGCACUGCUGUGAGCUCAUCGAGCGCCCCUCCAAGAAGGACGGCUUCUGCUUCAAGCUCUUCCACCCACUGGACCAGUCAGUCUGGGCCAUGAAGGGCCCCAAAGGUGAGAGUGUGGGCUCCAUCACACAGCCCCUCCCCAGCAGCUACCUGAUCUUCAGGGCCGCCUCGGAGUCGGACGGGCGCUGCUGGCUGGACGCCCUGGAGCUGGCCCUGCGCUGCUCCAGCCUGCUGCGGCUGAGCGCCUGCAAGCAGGGCCACAACAGCGAGCCGGGGUCCUCGCCCGACGCAUCGCCAUCCUCGCUGUCCGGACUGCCAGGCUCAGCCGCCGUCCACCCAGACCAGGACCUGUUCCCGCUGAGUGGCUCGUCCCUGGGGAGCCCCCUGGAGCAGGAUGCCUUCUCGGACAAGUCAGAGAACGCCGAGGACUCCGGGCCAGAGACCCAGGACCCCAGCCCCAAGACCAACGGGAGUGGCAGCGACCAGUCUGAGAGCCCCGGGGGGCCCCGCAGGGGGACCACCUACGUGGAGCAGGCCCCCGAGGAGCCCGGGGAGCUGGAUGAGGAGCCCCAGGUGGAGCCAGUGUCGGAGGAGAACAAGGGCCUCAUAUGGGUGCUGCUGCGGCAGCUGCGGCCGGGCAUGGACCUGUCCCGCGUGGUGCUGCCUACCUUCGUGCUGGAGCCCCGCUCCUUCCUCAGCAAACUCUCGGACCACUACUGCCACGCCGACCUGCUCUCCAGGGCUGCCCGGGAGGACAACGCCUACGGCCGCAUGAAGCUGGUGCUGCGCUGGUACCUGUCUGGCUUCUACAAGAAGCCCAAGGGAAUCAAGAAGCCCUACAACCCCGUGCUGGGCGAGAUGUUCCGCUGCCGCUGGAUCCACCCUCAGACGCGCAGCUGCACCUUCUACAUAGCGGAGCAGGUGUCCCACCACCCGCCCGUGACGGCCUUCCACGUCAGCAACAGGAAGGAUGGGUUCUGCAUCAGCGGCAGCAUCGUCGCCAGGUCCAAGUUCUACGGGAACUCACUGUCGGCUCUGCUGGACGGCAAGGCCACACUCACCUUCCUGGAUCGAGCAGAAGACUACACCCUCACCAUGCCCUAUGCCCACUGCAGAGGCAUCCUCUACGGUACCAUGACCCUGGAGCUGGGAGGCUCGGUGACCAUCGCGUGUGAGAAGAACCACCUCCAAGCCGAGCUGGACUUCAAGCUCAAGCCUUUCUUUGGGGGCAGCACCAGCAUCAACCAAAUCUCSGGGACGAUCAGGUCGGGAGAGAAUGUCCUGGCACAUCUCACUGGACACUGGGACCGAGACGUGUUCAUCCAGGAGGAGGGCGGCGGGAGCCCGGAGCUCUUCUGGACCCCCAGCAGGGAGGUCCGCAGGCAGAGCCUGAAGCGCCACACGGUGCUGUUUGAGGAGCAGAUGGAGAUGGAGUCUGAGAGGCUCUGGCAGCACGUCACUAGGGCCAUCCACGAGGGAGACCAGCACAGGGCCACCCAGGAGAAGUGUGUGCUGGAGGAGGCGCAGCGGCAGCGCGUCCGCGAGCACCAGCAGGGCCUCACGCCCUGGACACCACAGCUGUUCCACCUGGACCYGCUCACCCACGAGUGGCGCUACCGAUACGAGGACCACAGCCCCUGGAAUCCCCUGACGGACGUCACCCAGUUUGAGCAGGAUGGGGUUCUGCACACCCUGCAACGGGAGACCGUGGCUCACAAGACCACCUUCCUGGGCAGCCCGGAGUCAGGGCGCGAGAGGUCUGGCCCAGACCGGCGACUCCGCAAGGCCAGUGACCAGCCGUCUGGCCACAGCCAGGUGACAGAGAGCAGCGGCUCCACGCCCGAGUCCUACCCAGAGAUCUCGGAUGAGGACUGCCACUCUGCUCCCGCUGAUGACAGCCCAUGUCCUCGGUGCAGGAGGGAGGCACAGCAGCUGCAGGCACUGAGGGAGGCCGUGCUGUCCAUCCGGGARGCCCAGGAGGAGCUGCACAGGCACCUGUCGGCCAUGCUGAGCUCCGUGGUGCAGGCUGGGCAGCCCGCCCCUGGCCUCCUGCAGAGCCCCCGCACCUGGUUCCUGCUCUGCGUCUUCCUGGCUUGUCAGCUCUUCAUCAACUACAUCCUCAAAUAAGGGCCCCUGGGGCAGCGGGCUUCCCUGCAGACCCCCGAGCCUGAGCCUCCCUCCCAGGCACCCAGCACUUUACGCCAGCCCCGCGGAGGCAGAAAGGCCUGGCCAGCCCGCCACUGUGGCAGAGGCCCACGGYAGGAGGGAGGGAGCAGGGGCUGUGGCCCAGGUGUGCAGGGCCCUCCGCCCAGGGCGGCCUUAACGCUAAAGCCAAAUGCAGCUUCCAUUGUGUGACACGCACCUCGUCAUUCCCAGUCCAGCCCCACUUGCCACAGGGCACCAGUGGAUUCGGGGCGGGAGGGCCUGCCCCCGCUGUGGACAGCUACCCGCUGGCAGCAGUGAGUGAGGUUUCAAGGAGAGAGCGGGGAGACCCCAGGAGUCCCUGGCGCAUGGCCCRAUGCACUUCCAGAGACUCUGCUCUCGUUGCUGGGUCGCCCUGAGGGACCCCAGGAGGCUCUGGGUCAGGCCGGGGCUCCCCGGGCAAGGACACUUGGGGCAGUUGUUCUGUCACUGUGCUGUUUGGUGGAAGCCCAGGACAGGUAGGUACUGGACCCWCCCCACCAACAGCCAGAGGAGCCCACUGGAGCCACUGCCCGUGGGCGGAGCGGGUGAGCAGGAGGGAGCCGGCGGCCAGAGAGGCUCUGCACCAGGCUGCCCGGCCCACACAGUCUUCCUUCCUUCACACUUUUUUAAUAACGUGUAACUGCAAUAUGUCAGGCGGCCGCACAGCGGUGAGCCUGUGGCGUCUGGCCCCAGUUCCUGUGUCCAUGGCGCUAUGUGUGCGUGUGUGCGUGUGCGUGUGCGUGUGUGUGUGUGUGCGUGUGUGAGCAUCUGCACAUAUUUACAUCUGGAGCCUUAAACUACUCUGUGGGUGCCAUCUCAGCUGUAGCUGACCCUUCAUGUCCAAGUUUUGUACCACGUUCUUGUCUCUUCCCCUCUCCCCAAGUCGGGGACCAGUCUAUG
Urocitellus parryii (Arctic ground squirrel) is the source of this 3674-nucleotide messenger RNA. The record is from RefSeq and is a predicted model, not a curated record. Lineage: Eukaryota; Metazoa; Chordata; Mammalia; Rodentia; Sciuridae.